ACAGAACGGCCGGGUCACACGUGACAGCCGGUCUGGGGUCAUUCUCUCAGAACUACAUUAUUAUGACAACUUCAGGAUCUGCACACGCAUGUUAUAGUACACGGAAAUGCACAAAUGUACAUGUCAUGUAAACACAGUAAAGAGUCAGUCAACGACCUCGAGAGAAGGAUGAGGUGAUUUAUAAUAUCUGCAUGCUAGUAGUUUUGAAAGCGCUCUGAGAUCAUCAAGUUAGACAUCUAAACCCCAUCUGAGAGGUUAUCUGAGGACCACAGAGGGAGAUGAUGAUCGCUUUGAGGAGGCUCCACGGUCUCUCCAGAGCCCUGGGCAGCUCUUCCUCACUCCGGGGGUGCAGAGCUGCUCAACACGUCAUGUAUCUCAGCACCUCGCCGGAGGACAGCAAGACGCACGCCAGGAUGCUGCGACACCUGGUCACCAAAAUAAAAUCCACGGGUCCCAUCUCUGUAGCGGAGUACAUGAGGGAGGUGCUCACCAACCCUGUGACGGGGUACUAUGUUAAUAAUGACAUGUUGGGACCAGAUGGAGAUUUCAUCACUUCGCCUGAAAUCAGUCAAGUCUUUGGAGAGCUGCUGGGGGUGUGGUGUGUCAGUGAGUGGAUGGGCGCCGGUCGGCCCGGCAGUCUGCAGCUGGUCGAGUUUGGACCUGGAAGAGGAUCUCUGAUGAACGACGUCCUCAGGGUGCUGGGGCAGCUGCGCUCGGCCCUGGGCCGGACGGAGGUGUCGGUCCACCUGGUGGAGGUCAGCCCCCGGCUGAGCCAGGUCCAGGCCGGCCUGCUGACCGGGGAGCAGAGCCGGCCGGCGGCCUCCGAGGACCAGGCCGUGUACCGCCACGGGGCCACCCCCGCCGGGGUCCCGGUCUCCUGGUACCGCCAGCUGGACGACGUCCCCCGAGGGUUCAGCCUCUUCCUGGCUCACGAGUUCUUCGAUGCCCUUCCGGUCCACAAGUUCCAGAGGACCCCCCGGGGCUGGAGGGAGGUCAUGGUGGACGUGGACCCAGAGGACCAGCUGAGGUUCGUCAUCAUCCCCGCCCCGACGCUGGCCUCCUCCACCCUCAUCCAGGUGGAUGAGAGGCGGGACCAUGUGGAGGUGUGUCCGGGGGGCGGGGUCAUCGUCCAGCAGCUGGCCAAUCGGAUCGCGGAGGACGGUGGCGCAGCGCUGAUCGCCGACUACGGCCACGACGGGACCAAGACGGACACCUUCAGGGGGUUCAAAGGUCACCGGCUGCACCCGGUGCUGGAGGCCCCGGGGUCAGCUGACCUCACCGCCGACGUGGACUUCAGCUACCUCAGGAAGAUGGCGGCCAGGAGGGGCGUGGCCUGCCUGGGGCCCCUCCCCCAGAGGGACUUCCUGAGGAACAUGGGCGUCGACACGCGCAUGCAGGUCCUGCUGAGCGCCUGUCAGGACGACCCCCCCGCCCGGGCCCAGCUGCUCCACAGCUACGAGCUGCUGACGGGCCCCGCCCACAUGGGCCUGCGCUUCCACUUCCUCUGCCUGCUGGCGCAGAGCCGGCUGGCCCCGCCCCCCGCCACGCCCCGCCCCCCACAGGGCCUCAAGGUGGAGGACAAGCGCCCGGCGCCACUCCCUGUGGCCGGGUUCUCAGAGCUGUCGUUCUCCUGAGGGGCCCGGAGCGAAACCGAGGACCCCCGGGGCCCUCGGGGUCCGGCGUGACCGAUGGUGGACUGACAGUGACUGUUGGACUACUGAUCUGGGGUCAGACUUUAGGGGCGUCGGCGCUUAGCGAGGCACCGACGAGACCCGGAGGAGCCGACCGAGUGACCUCCUGCAACAACAAACAAUUUACGAUUAAUUUUUUGCAUUUUUCUGAUUUAUUUUAGAGUGAGACUGAGAGGAAGGUGGGGGAGAUGGAGGGGAGGACGUGCAGCAGACGACCACGGGGGACUCGAACCCCGGUCGCUGUUUCAGGGCUGAGCCUCAAUGGUACGCGCUGGACCAGUGAGCCACUGGGACUGGGCCUCAAUGGUACGCGCUGGACCAGUGAGCCACUGGGACUGGGCCUCAAUGGUACGCGCUGUACCAGUGAGCCACUGGGACUGAGCCUCACUGGUACGCGCCGUACCAGUGAGCCACUGGGACUGAGCCUCACUGGUACGCGCUGUACCAGUGAGCCACUGGGACUGAGCCUCACUGGUACGCGCUGUACCAGUGAGGCACUGGGACGCCACACCUCCUGCUAAUUGAACCGUGUUCUGUUAAACCAUUUGUUUCCCCCCGUGUGUGAUUCUAUCUUUGUUGUGAAUAGAACGGUGAGCAUCAUGUA
Molecule: messenger RNA, 2295 nt
Organism: Gadus macrocephalus (Pacific cod)
Lineage: Eukaryota; Metazoa; Chordata; Actinopteri; Gadiformes; Gadidae
Gene: ndufaf7
Product: NADH:ubiquinone oxidoreductase complex assembly factor 7
Exons: 10
Coding region: 279-1634 (451 amino acids)
Biological process (GO): mitochondrial respiratory chain complex I assembly
Cellular component (GO): mitochondrion
Molecular function (GO): protein-arginine omega-N symmetric methyltransferase activity
Source: RefSeq, a predicted model, not a curated record